AUGACAGUCACUCUUUUGACUUUGCUGAACAUCUGUCAUGCUGAAGUCUACUGGUCCAUCGUGCCCAAACCUCCUAUUUUGAGAAUGUUAACUUGGAUGGACAAGCCCCCUCUGGUAUAUGUUAACAACACGGACUGGCUACCACACCCUAUUCUAGCCAAACGUGUUCCUCUAGAGUCUGAAGGGGCUCUGUACAAUUAUUCAGGAUCUACUGUGUAUCCUCCAUUUUGUAUGUCUUUUAGAAAUUCGUUUAUUGGUAAUUCUUUCUGUGUACCACGCAGACAUCAAGCGUGGAUUGUCAAAAACGCCACUGACAACAGUUAUGUAGGGGUUGGCAUGGGUGUGAUAGGAAUGGGAGAUGAGUUAGCACGUAAGACGUUCCAACCUAAACACCCUGCUAACAAGUACCUAUGUCCAAAUCAGAUAGGCACGGUACAAAAGGAGUUGCCAUGGACAGAUUGUUCUGUCCGAGUUCCCAGAAAGGUUAAGAUGCCGGCAACCACAGACUUUAACAUUUACAAUUGGGCACCCAGGUUACGUUGUGGUCGCUCUGAACAACUGACACGGUUAGACAAAUACACUGACUAUGAGAAAUGGCACAUGCCAUGUCAGAAUUUUCAGAAAAUUGAGGACUUACUAGAGGUAGACAUGGCUGGUUCUAGACUUGCUAUUGAAGCAGGUCCAAUACAGAACACGCAGUGGAAGAUAGUGGCUGCCACGCAGCCGAUAUACAAGUUUAAGGUCAAGGUGAAGAACUCAGGACUUGAUCUUGAGUAUGACAGUCACAUCAAUGUCACAGCAUGUGUUUUUGCUCCUUAUGUAAUGCUAGUAGGUAACAACCUUCGAAUUUUUAAAAAUGACAAAGGUCUAUAUGAGAUCAACUGCACAAAAUGCCGACUACAUCAAUGUCUUAGUCCUAAACACCAAGAUUCAUAUGUUGCUAUUAUGUAUCAUCCACCUUUAAUGUGGGUACCUGUCAACUUGACAGAGACGUGGGCAUCUACGCCUACUGUGCACAUUGUUCAAAAGGCAUUUAACAUGGUUAUACAUAGGUCCAAGAGAAUGGUCUUUGCACUUGUAGGAGCCGUAGUCUCAGUAAUUGCCAUGAUCACAUCACUAACCACGGCAACAUUGGCAUUAACUUCCUCUAUCCAGAACCAUGAGUUCAUACAGGAAGUGGUGUCUAACUCUUCCAAAUUAUGGCACACUCAGCAGAGUAUUGACUUAGCUUACAGAGAUGAGCUGGACAGUUUAAAAGAUGCUGUGUUUUGGUUAGGUAAAGAGGUUGAAGCUUUACACACAAGGAUUACUUAUCCCUGUCAUUACAAUCAAACGGGUUAUUGUAUUACUCCGUUGCCAUAUGAUAACGUGUCAUAUGAAUGGCAACUGGUCGUUCAGCACAUCAAGGGUGCUUGGGGAAGUCAUAACAGCACCUUGGACAUUAUUAAGUUGCAACAGCAGAUCAACAAAUUAGACCAAAUUGUAUAUGAGAAUGAAGCUGCAAAUAUAGCUGCAAAUUGGGAGAAUAGAGAUGAUGAUGAUGAUGAUGAUGAUGAUGAUGAUGAUGAAGCUAGCUAG
This is a messenger RNA of Monodelphis domestica (gray short-tailed opossum), 1578 nucleotides long. The record is from RefSeq and is a predicted model, not a curated record. Lineage: Eukaryota; Metazoa; Chordata; Mammalia; Didelphimorphia; Didelphidae.